AAUUUAAUUAUAGAAGUUCAAAGUUCAAACAACAAACAUUUCCUUCAUGCUGCUUGCUAAUUUUGUAACCACAGUAAACUAACAGCUUAGUUUCUUCAACUCACAGAAAGCCGUUAGAUUAUGUCUUCGAUUUAUCAUACUUCCACUCCUGUCAUUUCACAGACACUAGUCUCUUAUCCCACAAAACUUCAACUAUCUAUUACUUCACUCCCAUUAAUCUCCGACCACCAUCAUCACCGCUCAACUAUUUCAAAUUCUGCUAAUUAUAGAACUUCAAAAUCAGACCUCAGGUCAUUCUUGUUUCCCACAGAUUCGCGCCUCGUCGGAAACUUUUCUGUCCAAUGCAGUUGUGUCGAUUCUCUUCCUAAUCACCCAUACAUAACAAGUUUUCUGUACUCGUUCUUCGGUGAAUGUGGACUCAAUGAGAAAGAAACUGAAUAUCUUUUGGAGCACAAUCCGUCUCUGGGAGCUGCAAGUUUCGACUCUAUACAGGCCCGUGUCUCUCUUAUAGAGAGUGCUGGCAUUAAAGGUGUUGAACUGUCUCGUUUGAUUAUCAAAUGCCCGUAUCUACUAACAGCAGAAGAAGUUCAUAUAUUUUUGCAUUUUGUUUUAAAUAGUUUGCAUGGAAAUGUCGAGCCAGCGCAGCUCAAACGCCUUUUUGCUGCGACCGAACCAAGAUUCUUAGUUGGUUUUGGUCAAAAGGUUAGCCUGCUUAUUAGUCAUGGAGUUCCGAAGGAAAAGAUUGUUCACAUUCUCAACAAUGUGAAUUUAACUAAAGCAAUGUGCCUUAAGUCAAUUCAAGAAAUUGAUAGAACAAUUAGCUUCUUAUCUCGCUUUGGUGGGAUUGAUAUAAUUGUUAGACGGCCAAUGAUUCUGAACUUCGACUUGGAUACUCAGUUGAUUCCGAGAAUAGAGUUUCUUAAAGAAAUCAGUGGUGGAGAUGAAGAAGCUACGGGUAUUCUGUUGCGUAAACUUCCUGCUCUUUUGAGUUACAGUGUAGAGCACACUAAAGAUCAUGUAGAGUGCUUGAGAUCAUUUGCUGGACUAACUGAUUCUCAAAUAUUCAAGAUUUUUCUUGUGUUCCCAAAUGUAGUUAGUGCUAGCAGGGAGAGAAAAUUGCGUCCUCGAAUACAAUUUCUCAAGCAAUGUGAUUUGAGUUCUGAUGAGAUAUUUAAGUUCUUGACUAGAGCUCCAUUGUUUCUAGCGCUUUCCUUUAGGGAGAACAUCGCACAUAAACUCGUAGUUUUGGCGAAGAUCGGAUAUGGAUAUAAAAACAAAGAACUGGCUGUUGCACUCGGAGCUGUAACGAGAACCAGCUGCGAAAAUUUGCAGAAGGUGGUCGAGCUAUUCUUGAGUUACGGGUUUUCUCCUGAUGACAUAUUUGCUAUGAGUAAGAAGCAUCCUCAGAUACUGCAAUAUAGCUAUCGUUCAUUGCAGGAGAAAAUGGAGUAUUUGGUUGAAGGAAUGGGUCGAGAAGUUGACGAACUAUUGGCAUUUCCUGCGUUUCUUGGGUAUAAACUUGAUGACAGGAUUAAGCAUAGAUUUGAAGUUAAUAGGAAUGUUAUAGGAGAAAAAAUGUCCAUUAAUAAGCUCUUAAGUGUCUCUGCUGAUAGAUUUUCAGCCCAGAAGAAGAAAAAGUCAUAUUCUUGAUUUACAGACUGAACUGAGUAGUUGUAAAUUCUUCUAAUUUGGCAUGAAUUGUUCCAUUCAUAACAAGCCUACUUGCCUCCA
Messenger RNA from Mercurialis annua (annual mercury), 1731 nucleotides. Its product is annotated as transcription termination factor MTERF8, chloroplastic. Lineage: Eukaryota; Viridiplantae; Streptophyta; Magnoliopsida; Malpighiales; Euphorbiaceae. Gene Ontology annotation, molecular function: double-stranded DNA binding. The transcript is spliced from 2 exons. Gene Ontology annotation, biological process: regulation of DNA-templated transcription. The coding region runs from base 121 to 1650 and encodes 509 amino acids. The record is from RefSeq and is a predicted model, not a curated record.